AUUUUUGCUGACACGCUUUCAGCCGUUUUUUUCGGGAACGAUUGGUUCGGGUGUGCUGGCACAAAAGCAGCAGAGAGCACAUGAGCAGAGAGAGUGAGCCAGAAAACUUGCUUGCUGUCAUCUUCACAACCAACCCCUCUCAUCCCAUCAUCAUCUGCCAUCGUCAUCGGAACGACGUGUUCCUCCAUCUGUGCUGAGUGCCUUGGUUGUUGCUGUGCUGUCUGACGUGGACCUUGGGAAGAUGGUUGAGCUUCCCGUCAAGCCGUGGAAGAAGACCACGGCUGAGCUCCUCAAGGAGCUGCAAGUCGAUGAGAAGAAGGGUCUCUCCGACCAGCAAGUGAAGGAACGCCUGGAGAAGUUUGGACACAAUGAGCUUCCUGAGGAAGAGGGCAAGUCGCUCCUCGAGCUUGUCCUGGAGCAGUUUGACGACCUCCUUGUCAAGAUUCUCCUUGCCGCCGCCACCAUCUCCCUGGGCCUUGCCUUCUUCGAGGAGGACCCAGAUGAGCAGUUUACCGCCUUUGUCGAGCCGUUUGUCAUCGUCGUUAUUCUCAUCCUCAACGCCAUCGUCGGCGUGUGGCAGGAGCGCAACGCCGAGUCUGCCAUUGCUGAGCUGAAGCAGUACGAGUCUGAGACCGCCAAGGUGAUCCGUCAGGCCACCGGUACCCACGUGGAGGAGAUUGCCGGCCGCGACCUCGUCAUCGGCGACAUUGUCGAGGUUGCCGUUGGUGACCAGAUCCCAGCUGAUCUCCGCGUCAUCAAGCUCCUCAGCACCACCCUCAAGAUUGACCAGUCCAUCCUCACUGGUGAGAGUGACUCUGUGAUGAAGCACCCCGAGCCCAUCCCCAUCGACGAUGCCGUCAACCAGGACAAGAAGAACCUCCUCUUCUCUGGCACCAUGGUGAACAGCGGCAAGGCGCUUGGCGUGGUUGUGUCGACUGGCAACCACACGGAGAUUGGCAACAUCAACAAGGAGCUGACGAGCGACGAGGACCGCAAGACGCCGCUCAAGAUCCGUCUUGAGGAGUUUGGCGAGCGCCUCUGCAAGUGGAUUACAUACAUUUGCAUUGCUGUGUGGGUGAUCAACAUCAACCACUUCAACGACCCCGUGCACGGUGGCAGCUACAUCCGCGGCGGCAUCUACUACUUUAAGAUUGCCGUUGCCCUCGCCGUCGCCGCCAUCCCCGAGGGCCUGCCCGCCGUCAUCACCACCUGCCUUGCCCUCGGCACCCGCCGCAUGGCCAAGAAGAACGCCCUCGUGCGCAAGCUCCCCUCCGUUGAGACGCUCGGCAGCACCAGCGUCAUCUGCUCCGACAAGACCGGCACCCUCACCACCAACCAGAUGUGCGUCCUCGAUUUUUUCACCGUCAACAACGACAAGUCGCUGCACUGCUACAAUGUCUCUGGCUCGAGCUUUGAGCCCGUCGGCGACAUCACCAUCAACGGCCGCCCCGCUGAUGUCAAGAGCUCCAAGGCCGCCGUGGAGCUGGCUACCGUGUGCACCCUGUGCAACGACUCGUCUCUCACCUACACCGAGGAGAAGGGCUACCAGAAGGUUGGCGAGCCCACAGAGGCCGCCCUGCUCGUCCUCGUCGAGAAGAUGGAUGUCCUCAGCACCAAGGACUCGUCCCUGCUUGCCAAGAACAAGGCCCUGCGCAAGCUCUACUCCCGCGACCUCACCCUCGAGUUUAGCCGCGAGCGCAAGCGCAUGAGCGUGUAUGCCAGCCGCGACGGCCAGGGCAAGCUCUACGUCAAGGGCGCCCCCGAGCGCAUUCUCGAGCGCUGCACCAAGGUCCGCCUGGACGACGGCAGCACCGCGGACAUGACCGACGAGCUGCGCGCCCGCAUUGAGAAGCAGACGCUCGCCUACGGCACGGGCUCCAACACCCUGCGCUGCCUCGGCUUUGCUGUCGUCGACGAGCCCAUGUCGCUCGAGGAGAUUCGCAAGCUCUCCGUCGACGCGAAGAACUUUGACCAGAUUGAGACCAACCUGACGUUUGUCGGUGUGAUUGGCAUGCUGGACCCACCGCGUGAGGAGGUCAAGGCGUCGAUUGCGGAGUGCGCCAACGCCGGCAUCCGCGUCAUUGUCAUCACGGGCGACAACAAGGAGACGGCCACCGCCAUCUGCCGCCGCAUUGGCAUCUUUGGCGAGAACGAGGAUGUCACGGGCAAGGCCUUCACCGGCACCGAGUUUGCCAAGAUGAGCGAGAAGCAGCAGGACGAGGUUGUGCGUCACGCGCGCCUGUUUGCCCGCGUCGAGCCCGCCCACAAGUCCCGCAUUGUCACGCUGCUGCAGAAGCAGAAGGAGAUCUCCGCCAUGACCGGCGACGGCGUGAACGACGCGCCUGCGCUGAAGAAGGCCGACAUUGGCGUGGCCAUGGGCAGCGGCACCUCUGUUGCCAAGUCCGCCGCCGCCAUGGUGCUCGCCGACGACAACUUUGCCACCAUUGUUGCCGCUGUGGAGGAGGGCCGUGCCAUCUACAACAACACCAAGCAGUUUAUCCGCUACCUCAUCUCCUCCAACAUUGGCGAGGUUGUGUGCAUCUUCCUCACGGCCGCGCUUGGUCUGCCCGAGGCGCUCAUCCCCGUGCAGCUGCUGUGGGUCAACCUGGUCACGGACGGCCUCCCCGCCACCGCCCUCAGCUUCAACCCGCCGGACCUCGACAUCAUGGAGAAGCCCCCUCGCUCCUCCCAGGACCAGCUGAUCAGCGGCUGGCUGUUCUUCCGCUACAUGGCCGUCGGCAUCUACGUUGGCGCCGCCACCGUUGCCUCCACCGUCUGGUGGUACAUGUUCUACGAGGAGGGCCCUCAGUUCACCUGGUCCCAGGUGACGGGCUUCAAGUCGUGCACUGCCGAGAACUGGGAGUCGACCUUCCUUGGCCAGAACAACGCCUUCCUCGAGGAGGGAUGCAACACCUUCAAGGAUGACCGCCCCAUGACCAUGGCCCUCUCCGUCCUCGUCGUCAUCGAGCUCCUCAACGCCCUCAACAGCGUGUCUGAGGACCAGAGCCUGCUUGUGAUGCCCCCAUGGAGGAACAUGCUGCUCAUUGCCGCCGAUCUCCUCUCCCUCGGCCUCCACUUUAUGAUCCUCUACGUCCCAUUCAUGGCGUCGCUGUUCCAGCUGACUCCACUGACGUGGUACGAGUGGCAGUGGGUCCUCAUCUUCUCCGUGCCCGUCCUCUUCCUCGACGAGAUUCUCAAGUUUGUCUCGCGCAUGUCUGACAAGCAGCACGCCAAGAAGCCCAAGACCGACUAAGUGCACGCCUGAGUGAAACCGUUUGUGCAUGUGACUGCAGCGUACAGUGUACAGUGCAGGCAGCGUGCCAAACGAGCAACAAAACUUGGAAACUUUCACAAGAAAAGAAGGCACGAACAUGUGCAACCGCGUUGUUUUUGUGUUGUUGUUGCGAUUGCGAUUGUGUGUAUGCGUUGAUGUUUGUUUGCUUGCUUGCUUGCUUGCAUGAGCGUAAUGUAGUGUGAUGAUGUGGUUUGGAGAGAGCGAGACAUGGUGCGAAAAUGACGAGAAACAAAAAAAAAAACCCCCCACAAGUGGUUUGUGGAUGGAUGUGUGUGCGUGCGUAAUGUGUUGCGUUGGUUGUGGUUGUGCAUAUUCAUGACGGCCCAGUAAACUCAAGUGCAAGAGCGCUGGCGAGAUAGCAGAGGUAGAGUACCCACAGAUACACGC
Salpingoeca rosetta is the source of this 3682-nucleotide messenger RNA. RefSeq names its product ATPase. NCBI's taxonomy places the organism in Eukaryota, Choanoflagellata, Craspedida, Salpingoecidae. Gene Ontology annotation, molecular function: ATP hydrolysis activity; ATP binding; P-type calcium transporter activity. Gene Ontology annotation, cellular component: membrane. The transcript has 11 exons. Bases 242 to 3253 code for a protein of 1003 amino acids. The record is from RefSeq and is a predicted model, not a curated record. Gene Ontology annotation, biological process: calcium ion transmembrane transport; intracellular calcium ion homeostasis.